This is a messenger RNA of Haplochromis burtoni (Burton's mouthbrooder), 9304 nucleotides long. Its product is annotated as KN motif and ankyrin repeat domain-containing protein 1. The coding region runs from base 1118 to 4615 and encodes 1165 amino acids. The record is from RefSeq and is a predicted model, not a curated record. Gene Ontology annotation, biological process: negative regulation of actin filament polymerization. Gene Ontology annotation, molecular function: protein binding. Lineage: Eukaryota; Metazoa; Chordata; Actinopteri; Cichliformes; Cichlidae. Gene Ontology annotation, cellular component: cytoskeleton; cytoplasm. The transcript is spliced from 11 exons.
UAGCAUUGCAAUGACAGUGUGUUGAGGCUAAGCCCCAUCCUCCUGUAGUUGUGCAGAAAUAACCAUGUCUCAGUAUUGCAUUUCCUUUAUGCAAGCACUGUAAUGUUAGCUGUUAUCGACUGUCAGACCUGGGAUGAGAGAGAGAAGGAGCUCAUACGAAUGAGACAGCAACACCAAGGUUCAAAGUUAAUUUGAUGUGUUUUUAUUUUAUUUGCAGGCUUAUUCAAAGUUUAGACUGAAUGAAAAAGGAAUUAAAUCAUUACUGAGAUAUUCUGAAACACGUUCAAGGUUUUUAAGUCCUGAGGAAUAUGUCAGGUAAUGAUAACUGAUAUAAUUACCACUAACCUAAAUGCUAUAGAGUCACAAAAAUGUUUGUAAUUUGUACAUGCUUCUGGAAGUAAUGCAUGAAAUGUACUUUUUGAUAAUAGGGGUUGUAUGAUGGAAUUUAUUGCAAUUCCAGCUUAAUGCAUUUAACAUUUACUAUUUAAAUAUAGUUAUAGGUUAGAAUUGUGUUGUCCUAGGUAUUUUCUUUGCUUUUAUAUUCAGUGGCUAAAAUACUUGGAAUAUGUUUGUGGUUGAGAAGUCCUGCCAAGAGAAUGGUUGGGCAUUUACAGGGAGAGUUGCAGAGUAAUUAUAGAGUGGGCUCAGUCUAUGUAGAGAGAGACAUACCAUUGGGAGAGAAGUAACUACUGAAAAAAGUGUCUGCAGGAUUGGUAGACACUCCUCUCUCCCUCCUCCCCUUGUGGGACAGGCUCAGAGAGAUUAGAGUCAGAAACAUUUUGAAGUGAAGGAAGGCUUGAGACUCAGAGAAAUGGUCACUGAUCAACACAUACUAAGAGAGGAAGAUUAAAGUACAGCUGUCCAACUAUUUAACAGGCCAAAGCACUGGUUCCCUAACCACCUUGAAAUUGAUUACAGUUAUCAGUCUGAAGUGGACUGCAUCAAGCGUGUGGACAGUUUCUGAGACGCCGCCACCAUUAAGCGACUAAGCCUAAAAAGGAGGCCCAGGGUGGCCGGCAGUAAUGUGGACAAAACGCAGAGUGGCAUUUCAUCUAGUCAGUGGUAUUCUGCAGAGUCCUUGUCAUCAUCUAGUGGUGAUGAUUCAAAACUACUGGGCAUGUCCUCUGCAGCUCGAGGUAGACCACCUCUUCCUCCACCACAUGGUUCCUUGUUGGAUAAUAAUAAAAGAAAUGAAAGUCUGGGAACCUCUCAGAUACUAACUGAGCCAAAGCCUCAGCCAGCUGCACGAUCUCUCUUCCAAAGUCAAAGCCCUGUGAUGGAGAGGGCCUUUCUGGAGACCCACAAACCCUUGAAUCAGGAGGUGACAAGACUUUCUCCACCCCAGCCCUAUCCCCGUCGACGACUGGCCAGCUUCGGAGGUGUGAGCUCCCCUGGGUCACUCUCACCGUUCACUGGCCUAGGUGCAUAUAAUCAGAACAAUAAUGGCAAUAAGCCUACUGGCACUGGACCCGAGGUCCAACUCGGCUCAUCCCUGGGCAGUAGAGGCAGCACAGGCUGUCUGAGAGUAAGUCCACAGAGCUCAGGUAGAACAACUCCAGUCCCCAUGCACCUGCAACAUGUCCGUGACCAAAUGGUGGUUGCGCUACAAAGACUGAAAGAGUUAGAGGAGCAAGUGAAAAUCAUCCCAAUCCUCCAGGUAAAGAUCUCAGUCCUUCAGGAGGAAAAGAGGCAACUAAGCUGUCAGCUCAAGGACUUGAUUGAGAGAGAGAACGUCAAUGAUGUAACCUGGAACAGCCCGUAUACCAUUGAAGGGUCUGAAAUUGAGAUCAACAGAAAUACCAAAAAAGAUCUUGAAGUUAAAAGUAGCUGCACAGAUCUGAAGGAGGUUGGGCGAUUGACCAAAGACAUGCAAGAACUGGAAAGGUCCAUCAAAGUGGGACAGUUGGGAACAUUGCAUGAAAAAUGUAACCCUCUUCAUGACAAAACAUUUAAGUCAGUCGCUGUGGGAACUGACAACGAUAUGGAUAUCAUCUUGUCUAAGCCACCAAAAGAAAACAAAUAUGCAUACACUGAGCAGGUAGAGAUGAGGUCCAUUGCAACAGAAGUAUCUGAAGUCAUUCUGGGAAUUUACACAGAACAGGAGGCAGAGCGUGAUGCCCAAGAAUUAAUAAACAGUGCCUUAAAGGAGAGAAUUUGUCACUUAGAAAUAGAGUUGAAAGAAUCAGCUCUGGAGACGGAGUUGAUUCGUCUGAAACUGGAACUUCAGGCUGCAGGAGCCAGGAACCGGGUUGACAAGGCCUGCUGUGCCAGACCGUCCACUGUAAGCAUAGGCUCAGAUGCAAGGCCACACACCAAAAGCCAGGGAGUGGGUAAUCACACAGAGCUCAGAGAUGCUUCCACAGGCGAGGAAAAGGAGGUAAAAACUGUAGGAGUAUCCUGUGCACCUAUGAUGAGGAGUAUUUGCACAGGACUGGAUGUACCCAUGAGCCUCUGGGAGGUCAGGGAGCGAGUGGAGACCAGCGACAAGGCUGUGGAAAUGCACGUUUUUACAAACACACAAGGAGUUGGGACAGAGAUAAGGGUAUGUGAUGCAGAAAGCAACACAGAGGCGCCACUGGCAAAUCUGAGGUCCAAGAAAGAGUAUUGUUCAGUGGCUUGUGGGGAUUGUUCUGUCGAUGUGACCAUUUGCGAGGCAAAGGAAGCAGUUUCACAGUGUAUGACUACAGAUCGAGUCAGAGGAGUUGAGCUCGGAAUCAUGGUAUCACCCCAAACAGCAUCGCAGCGUACCAACACUGUAUGUAGUUCAGUGUCUCGCUUUACCAACACCAAGCAUGCCUUCAGCACUGACUCCAGCACGAAUACGCUCCUCAGCACCCAAGACAAGCACACCAACACCACUCACACUUCAACUAGGACAGUAUCUGUAGGCAAUAGGGUCCGAGACGUCAGAUGCACCACAGAGACCCGAACAAUCGGUGUAGGAACUGCAAAUGCAGUAGAAAGUAUUUCAAAGCAAACACCAGAAGCGGUCACCAGGGUAACUCGAGACACUGGAGUUGGAUUCACAGACAUUAAUGAGAAUUUCCUAGUUGGACUGAAAACUCGAAAUAUGGCAUCCGGACCGUCCCAUCUACCUGACCCUGUGAAAACAAAGAGUGUUGGUGUAGGGGAAGGGCGGAUAAGGGAUUUUUCAGUUUCAUCCAGGACACCUGGACAGAAUUUCCAGAAACCUGCACAGUUACAGUGGGACCAUGAGCUGAACCAUUACAUCGAGAAGUUGCAGAGGCUCCUCAGCAUGGAGCAUGGGGACCUGCUCACAGAGGACUGUCCUGAUCAUAACAGUGGCCAAGGAGAUCCCAGCUCCUGCAAUAGAAAACCUAUGGCACAAGGAGGGACAGACAUCCACAUGUUCAGUUCUCAACCAGCAGCAAACAAAGACUCUCAGUCCCAGUCUCAACUUUCACUUGUCUCCUCUAAGUGUGACAAAGCAAAUGCAGGACUGUGUCAACAGAGCAGUAAUGAUUCAGAGGUGAAAAGAAUGAUUAAAAUGAUAGAACAGCAGACGUCCUCUGGUUUACAAGACAGGUCAGAUAAUGCUGGUAAGCCAAGGAAUGUAAUAAAGAAACAGAAUGGUAACCAGUGCUGUAGUAGCAACAGGCAGAGCAUGAAGUUUCUGGGUGUGACUACAGGGCUGGACCCAGUGUCGAAUUAUGAGCAUGAUGAUGUGGACAGAAAGAUAAAAAGAACAUUUAGGGAAUCUCCUCAAGAUGUUGCCCAAUCACGAAAGGAAAAAGACAACAAGGGAUCAAAAGGAGCUGCGAGAGUGUAUACACAGCAGAGGCGUAGGAUGAGCGAACGGAUGUUUUUUGCUUGUCAAGCCUUAAAGACGCACCUGAGUGAUGACACAGCUUUAUCCAACAGGGAAAUGCAGGACUGUCUGCACACACUCCAGCAAGAGUGGUUCUCUGUGUCCAGCCACAAGUCAGCAUCUCCUGAAACUGUAGAGGACUACUUAUCUACGUUUCAGGCCAUUUCACCUUCAGUAUUGCAGUACAUAGUUAAUAUGGCUGACGGCAAUGGAAACACAGCUCUACACUACAGCGUUUCUCACUCGAACUUUGGCAUUGUGAAGAAAUUGCUUAAUCCAGAGGUGUGCAACGUGAAUCAGCAGAAUUCAGCAGGUUACACGCCCAUCAUGCUGGCUGCACUUGCUGCUGUGGAUAAUCCAGACAACAUGAAAGUAGUCGAGCAGCUCUUCACUAAAGGAGAUGUCAACGCCAAGGCCAGCCAGGCCGGUCAGACGGCUCUGAUGCUCUCUGUGAGCCAUGGCAGGAUGGACAUGGUGCAGGCACUCCUGGCACAAGGGGCGGAGGUCAAUCUCCAGGAUGAUGAGGGCUCCACAGCGCUGAUGUGUGCAAGCGAGCAUGGCCACGCUGACAUUGUUAAACUACUGCUGGCACAGCCGGAGUGCGAUGCCACCCUGACUGACAGUGAUGAAAGCACAGCCAUGUCCAUCGCAUUAGAGGCAGGACACAAUGACAUUGCAGUGCUUCUUUAUGCUCAUGCCAACUUCUCCAAAGGACACGCAGGGGCAACUGGUCGUCACAGUGGCAGGUCUCUUUCUUCUUCCAGUGAUAGACACGUCUUUGAAUGAUGGGAUCCCCCCAAACUCUGAUAUGAUGCUACAUGAAACUUAUUUUCAGAUGAUUCAAUAUCAAAGCUCACAUUGUGUAUAACUUUGUCAGUUUCAAUCUUAUCAAGAGAAUUCAGUUGAAUAUUUAUCUGUCAUAAUUCAGCAGUUGACAAAAUGCUUUUCAUUAUCUAGUAGCACGGUAUGCAUACAUGUGUAUAUGAUAAGACUGGUAAUUUCAUAUUUCAUACAAAGAAAUGUGUAUUACAGUAAAUUUAAUAUAGUGCAUGUGUGUAUAUUUAAGGAGAGCAUGCAAAAUUAUCCAAAGUCCCCAAGUUAAGAUGCACUUCAGCUGGGAUGCUGUGUUAAAUGGAAAUAAAAGUAGAUUGCAAUGAUUUGCAAAUCAUUUCAACCCAUUUUUUUUUAUUGAAGGUGGAACAUAGAACACAUGUCAAACCUUUUAUUCUUAUUUUUAAAUCAGGUUAUUUUGAAUUUGAUGGCCAGAACAUAUCUAAAAACUUUGGCACAGGCCAUGUUUAACACUGCGGGGCAUCCCCUCUUCUUUUAGCAACAUUCUGUAACGUCUCUUUGUAACAUCUGGGAACUGAGGAGACCAGCUGCUAGACCCUCUGGUAGAGGAGAAUUGCCUCAUUCCUAUCUGAUAGGCGAUUCUAACUGCUCAACAGUUGUGUGUUGUCUUUGUUGUACUUUUUGUUUCAGCAUCCAAACUCUUCUAUGAAGCCAUGCUGCUGCAAUAGAUGCAGUAGCAUGGUCUCAGCAUAUGAAGUAUGCUAAGAUUAUAUCAGCAGCAAAGACAUUACAUAUUUUCCUCUAAAACCUGUACAUACCUUUCAGCACUGAUGGUGCCUUUUCAGAAGUGCCAGCUGCUGUUUCAUAGAUACUAAUGUCAAAAAAACAUCAGAGAUUCAGGCUUUUGAGCUGCGUGCUGAUAACAAACCAGACGAUCCUUCUGAUCUUUAGUCUGAAGGAUGCAGCAUUUAUGUUUUCCAAAAAAAUCUGACCACAGAACAGCUUUCUACUUUGCCUCAGUUCUCUUAAAAUGAGCUUUGACCAGAGAAGACAGCUGCAAUUCUGGAUCAUGUUCACAUAGGGGUUCUUUUUUUGCAUGAUAGAGCUUUAACCUGCGUUUGUGGAUGGGACGGUGAAUUGUGUUCACACACAGUGAUUUCUGGAAGUGUUCCUGAGCCCAUUCAGUGAUUUCCAUAACAGUGAUUUCCGAACAAAUCCAAAUAGUGGCUGUUUUCAAUGCCCGAGGGCCUGAAAAUCACAGGCAUCCACUAUUGGAUUUUCAGACUUGUUCCUUUCUGCACAGAGAUUUCUACAGAUUGCAGGAAUCCUUUUAUAUACUGUAGAUGAUGAGUAAGUCUUCACAGUGAUAAAUAUCAUUCUGAAAUUGUUCCAUAAUUUGUAUCUUCUAGAUACUUCCCAUCUUCACUUCUGAGAAACUCUGCGUCUCUAAGCUGCACUUUUUUACCCAAUCGUGUUACUGACAAAUUCUCAGUUAACCUUUUGUUCUUCAAGCGGUUUCUUUUUAGUAUCUCUAAAUUUCUGACCUCUUGUUGCCCAUUCCCAACUUUUUUUGAGUUAUGUUGCUCCAUUAAAUUAAAAUUUAAAUAGUACAUUUUAUUUAAACAUUUGAUUUAUUUUUUUUUUAUGUACUAUUGUGAAAAGUUAUUGGUUUAAGAGAUUUGCAAAUCAUAGCUUUUUUAUUUAUUUGUUUAUUUUUUAUACGGCAUCCCAGCGGUUUUGGAAUUGGGUUUUACUUAGUGCUAAGGUGAAAUUUUGUACUAUUUUUAAAUCUCAUAUUAUUUGUAAAGUCACAGGGCUCAAAUGUGCUGGGGUAAAAGUAACAAAAAUUACAAAGUGCAAAAUCUUGACCCAGCCCUUUCGUACUUAAAGGAUCUGUACCUCAGAAAAUAUCCAUGAUACCAUAGUAAAGUUUUGCAUGACUUCAUUAAAUAUACUAAAGUUAUUGACACCAUACUGUGUAUAUUACUAUAACUUACAGGAAUAUAGAUGCAUGGCAACAUAGUUUACUAUUUUAAAUUCAUAAGGAUUAUAGAUUAUGUUGAAAUGCAUGAUUACUUGUUGUUUACUGUAAAUGUCAAAAUACCCUUUUUGUUCAUGAUUCUAACAAAAGUUCAAUUCAACCCAAGUGGCCUUUUUAUUUAUAUGUUUUGUAAUCUUUAAAAACUGUUUAUUUUUUGGCAAAGCUUUUACUUUAUACUAUGUAAACAGGGUAAGAAGAUGCAGCAUAAACUACUACAUAUCUGUAGCACAUCUUUUUCUACCAAUCAUGGACAAAAUGUACAAAUAAAUAUCAGCAAUGUAAUAAAUAAAUACAGUCUGACAGAUGACAAGAUUAGCCCCAUGUUUGUUUAAUAGUAAGGAAUUUUAAGGUAGCACGUUAUUGUGUUAUAUGUGUUAAUUAAACAUUUGCUGGAGGAAAGGAAAAAUGGAGCCUCUCAUAAUGUUUUUAGUCACACACAAAGGAAGGGUCACGUGAGCUCUGUCAUUGUGUAAGAGAUUUUUCAACCAGCUGGUGGAUUCAAACCCAGUACCUUCUUUGCUGUGAGACAGCAGUGCUUACCACUGUUCCACCUGAAGUAUCUCAACCAGGCUCGUGCCUGGCUGAAGCACGAACACUUCUUUCCUUUUUUGGUUUGGCAGGCACCAAUUUUUCUUCAUCCUGACACCCAGCUCUUUUGCCCUGUUUCUUCCUGUGUUUGACUCCUGCCUUCUGCUGCCCAGGCCGGUCAGAUGGCUCUGAUGCUCACUGUGAGCUCUCUUACACAGAAACUCCCGACCAUUCUCACCUCGUUUCUACCACCUCACCAGGCAUUGCCCCCAGUGUUCAUCCUGUCCCUUCUCAGUUGACUAUGAUGUCUAUCAGUAAAGUACCAUUGCCUUUUUUCCCCUAUAAGCAAGAUUAUGUAGACCUUUUUCAAAAAAUGACUAUUAAUGACUGAAUUAUUAGGUGAGUUUGUGACCUUAGACUGCAAAACCUGGCCUUGAUAACUCAUCAGAGUAGUCUUGCCUCUCUUGGCGUUUGUACUACUGGAAAUUAAAAGCGAAUUUCAGCUUUGAAUGAGCUGUAAAUCAUUUAUCAACCAUUCAGAAUAACCUGUGCCCUACAGUUCUCACCAUUUUAAUUAAUAUUCCCCACGAGCUUCAUUGGUGUGAGAAGAGAGAGCGUGUGGUGAUAAUUCAAUUCUGCAGCAGUCCUGCAGCUCAGAGAUUAUCAUUGUUUAAUUUUACGCUACAGCACUGUUGGUGAGUGAACAUGUGACAAGUUAUAAAAUAAAAGAAAGAACAGAUUAAGGGGUAUCUCGUUUUUUUUCAACCUUUUUUUUAACCGUUUACGAAGUACGAUGUUUUCAUCAGUGAAACAUGCGAUCUCACAGUCAGUUUGUUGUAUUUCGUCUUCCUUUUGUUUUCUUCAUCUACUCAUGUGAUUUAUAUUUUGCCCAUUUCCAGAGCUUUUUUUUUAUUUUAAAGCAGUGCUUGGGUGCACAAGACAGAAAGCUUCCAUGAAAAGACAGAUUAUAAAAUUAUGUUGUUCGGCUUCCCGCUGCACUCGUUUCCCCAGUGUACCACUUUGUCACCAAUUCCUGAGAGCUUGUGUGACUGAGAGCACUCUGAAUCAUUUCCCAGCAACAGCAAUAAAACACAAUGAUAUACAAGGUCCACCAUCAAAAUUUGCUGUUGCCAUGGUAACAGUCAGCAGUUUUCAGCAAGUGAUUCUUGGGAACAUUAGUCUGGAAAGAUAUCUCUAUUUCACCGAGGUUAGCUAAUCCGUUCAUUUAAUUUCCCCGUUUGUUUAAGCCGAAAUGUCACCGCUACCAUGUUAUUUAGUAGAAUAGAUGCCGAUGUAAGCAAUCUUGAAAGCAAAACAAAACUGUUUUGUAAAACCCUAAUGAAUGUCAUAUGAAGCUGGCAUGCAAGGACAUUCAGCAGUCACAGUUUCAUGCCAGUGAAGCCCUUUGUACACUGACACAUGCCAUCAAAAGAUAUGGAUGUUCCUGUCAGAAGGGUACAUGUGUCUUCAGUACAAUAUGUUGCAUGUGACGUGUAUGGACUUCUACAUCAGAUGGUUCGUUAUUUCAUGGUGCAGACCAUCCUUGUGUAUAUGUUUGGGUUCCUGGGUUAUUACUGUGCAGCUCAAUAUGUCAUAAUAAGGCUCACAUUUAAAUCAGGUUACAUAUUGGGCGAUAAAAAUACUGUAAGAGUUAGUAAUUAUUAGUUUUGUGCCAUAUCAUAAAACUGAGACUUAAAAGGUUUUGAAAAGCAGUCGCUGCAACAAUGUCUGUGAAACAUUCUUGAUGUUUUGGGCCAUUUGUCAAUUUGGGACCAAGAUCCAACAAACCACAAACACUAAAUUAACUAAUAAAUGCAUUUGUUGGAUUUGGAAAAGACAGUGCAGAAACUUUGAUUUGCUGUGGACAAGUCAAAUCGAAUAAGUUAAAUCAAAUGUGGCACCACGUACUGGGUUUUAUGCUGACCGCACAUUCAGAGCCAUUGGUCAUGUGCUUCUCUUACUGGUUUAUUGAAGUGGGUGGGAGUUGUUUGGCAAAGGUGAUGUCACAUAUUUCCCUGAAUCAGUUUGAUAUAAAACAGCUAUAAUCAAUAUUUUCACGAUAAACCAAUCAAACUCAGAUAUAUGUAUAUAUAUGUUGUGUGUGUGUGUGUGUG